Messenger RNA from Impatiens glandulifera, 2276 nucleotides. Its product is annotated as cellulose synthase-like protein G3. Bases 26 to 2194 code for a protein of 722 amino acids. Gene Ontology annotation, cellular component: plasma membrane; trans-Golgi network. Gene Ontology annotation, biological process: plant-type primary cell wall biogenesis; cellulose biosynthetic process. Lineage: Eukaryota; Viridiplantae; Streptophyta; Magnoliopsida; Ericales; Balsaminaceae. The transcript has 8 exons. Gene Ontology annotation, molecular function: cellulose synthase (UDP-forming) activity; mannan synthase activity. The record is from RefSeq and is a predicted model, not a curated record.
GUAUGUGUGUGAGAGAGAAGUUUCUAUGGCGCCCACUGACCCAAAAUCACUACACACAUGCACGGUCGAGAAAACACGCGCCGCAAUUAACCGACUUCACAUUCUAAUCCACACAUCGGCCAUACUUGCCCUAAUCUACUACAGAUUAUCUCAUCUUCUCUACCACAAAGACUACAUCGCACCUCUCCCAUGGGCCCUCAUGACCACCGCCGAACUUAUAUUCACCUUAAUUUGGAUCUUCACCCAAUCCUUCCGAUGGAGACCGAUCGUUCGCACCGUUUCGCCGCAAAAUCUUCCAGCCGAUGUCACCUGCCUGCCAUCGGUGGACGUAUUCAUUUGUACGGCGGAUCCAACUAAGGAACCAGUGGUGGAAGUGAUGAACACGGUUAUCUCAGCCAUGGCGUUAGAUUAUCCGCCGGAAAAAUUGGGCGUUUACCUAUCUGACGACGGAGGAUCGCCGUUGACGGCGGGUGCGAUUAAGGAAGCGUUUGGAUUUGCUAAAAUUUGGGUACCGUUUUGUAGGAAAUAUAUGAUUAAAACGAGAUGUCCUGAGGCGUUCUUUUCGCCGUUGGAGGAUGAUGAAAGAUUGGUUCGGAAUUGGAAUGAGGAAUUCAAGGCGGAUGAACUUAGAAUUAAGUAUGCAUAUGAAGUGUUCAAGCAAAAUGUUGAGAAGAUGGCCAACCAACUAGAGCAACUUGUCUUUCACGAUCGGCCUGCUCAUAUUGAGAUUAUACAUGAAAAUAAAGUAGAGGAUGAAGAGAAUAAUAACAAUGGGCAAGCUAAGCUGCCACUUCUUGUCUAUUUAUCCCGCGAAAAAAGACCAUCUCAUCCUCAUCGAUUCAAGGCCGGAGCUCUUAAUGCACUCCUCCGAGUUUCGGGGAUAAUGAGCAAUGGACCGUAUGUGCUUGUAUUGGAUUGUGACAUGUAUUGCAAUGAUGCAACUUCAGUCAAGCAAGCAAUGUGUUUCCAUCUUGACGAAAAAAUGUCAUCUUCACUCGCUUUCGUUCAAUACCCGCAAAUAUUUCAUAAUGUUGGCAAGAAUGAUAUCUACGAUGGCCAAGCUAGAUCGGCUUAUAAGACUAAAUGGCAAGGAAUGGAUGGACUUAGAGGCCCUCUUUUCACUGGCACCGGUUACUAUGUCAAGCGCAAGUCAUUGUAUGGUUAUCCUAACCGAGAGGAUGUUUUUCUUCUCGAGGCAGAGAGGAAUUUUGGGUGGUCUUCUAAGUUGAUUGAUUCACUAAAAUGUGGAAACUUAAAGAAACCCAUUAUGGAGGGAAUAUCAUAUGAAACAUUACAAGAAGCCAAGAAGAUGGCUUCAUGCACAUUUGAGGAAGGAACUCAAUGGGGAAACGAGGUUGGGUACUCGUACUAUUGCUUGCUAGAGAGCACGUUUACGGGCUACCUGUUACACUGCAGGGGUUGGAGGUCGGUCUACCUCUACCCGGAGCGUCCUUGUUUCUUAGGGUGUACACCGAUAGACAUGAAGGACGCGUUAGUCCAGCAAAUGAAGUGGAGCUCUGGCCUAUUGCAGGUCGGACUUUCGAAAUUCAGCCCACUCACCUAUGGCUUGUCGAGAAUGUGUGUUUUCCAAAGCACUUGUUAUGCAUACUUCACCUUCAUAAGCACAGGCUCAAUCGCUUUCUUGAUCUACGGAACCGUCCCUCAGUUGUGUUUCCUAAGUGGAAUUCCCGUCUACCCAAAGGUUUCGAGUCCAUGGUUUGCGGUUUUCGUCUUCAUAUACGCGUCGGCUCUCCUACAACACAUGUACGAGGUUAUGUCGUCGGGUGGUUCGAUCAAGUCGUGGUGGAAUGAACAGAGGAUGUGGUUAAUGAGAUUAGCGACGGGUUGCCUGUUUGGAAUGAUCGACUUUCUGAUGAAAUGGCUGGGCUUGGCGAAAACCAAGUUCCUGUUAACAAACAAGGCUGUGGAUAAGGAGAAGCUGGAGAAAUAUGAGAUGGGGAAGUAUAACUUUGAAGGGGCGGAGGUUUUCAUGGUCCCGUUGACGGUGGUGGUGGUUGUGAACAUGGUGGGUUUUAUUGGAGGAAUGAGGAGGCUUGUUUUUUGGGAUGAUGAUGAUUACGGUGGUCUAGAUCAGAUGUUUGGGCAGCUUCUUCUUUCUUCUAUUGGUUUGGUUAUGGGUUAUCCUAUACUUGAAGGGAUCUUAAUAUCCAAUAAUAGGAAGAAGAAGAUGUAAAUUAUUUCCUAUAAUCUAAUGUUAUAGUCAAAUAAAACACCCAAGAGCUUUCUCUUGAGCUCAUUAUAUGGUAUACUUAUGG